Rhopalosiphum maidis (corn leaf aphid) is the source of this 671-nucleotide messenger RNA. It is a transcript of the gene HINT1, whose product is annotated as histidine triad nucleotide-binding protein 1. Gene Ontology annotation, molecular function: hydrolase activity. Lineage: Eukaryota; Metazoa; Arthropoda; Insecta; Hemiptera; Aphididae. Gene Ontology annotation, biological process: purine ribonucleotide catabolic process. The transcript has 3 exons. The record is from RefSeq and is a predicted model, not a curated record. Gene Ontology annotation, cellular component: cytoplasm; nucleus. The coding region runs from base 50 to 550 and encodes 166 amino acids.
AUUUUUAUAAUCAACUAAAUCAACAGUUAUUAAUAAUCAUCAAUGACUAAUGUAUGCUUUUAGUCGAAAAUUACUAAAUUUUGUAUCUUUAGUACAAAUUAGCAAUUUAUCAAAGUGUAGUUAUCGAACAAGUAGUUAUAAUUUUACUAGAACUUCAGGGUCUAGAUUUAAAAUGUCUGAGGUGGAAAAAUCCUCAGUCGCUUCACCUGGUGGUGAUACAAUUUUUGGUAAAAUUCUUAGGAAGGAAAUACCAUGCAACUUCAUAUACGAAGACGAUCGAUGUGUUGCAUUUCAUGACAUUAAUGCUCAAGCACCUGUACAUUUUUUGGUGAUACCGAGGAAACCAAUUGAAAUGUUAUCUGUCGCUGACAACUCAGAUGAAACGUUGCUUGGACACUUAAUGUUGGUUGCCAGCAAAUUAGCAAAAGAACAAGGAUUGGAUGACGGUUUUCGUUUAGUAGUUAAUAAUGGAAAAAAUGGUGCUCAAUCGGUUUAUCAUUUACAUUUGCAUGUUCUUGGUGGUCGCCAACUAGGAUGGCCACCUGGAUAAUUAUUUUUAUUACUCAAUUUAAUGUUUUUUUAAUUAUCAAUAUAUAUGUGCAAAUUGUUUGAUUUGAUAAAAUAUCAUUUACAAUUAUUGCAAUUGAAUUAGGACAAUUAUAAUUAUUUUG